This is a messenger RNA of Mus musculus (house mouse), 1166 nucleotides long. RefSeq names its product proline rich, lacrimal 1 (gene Prol1). The coding region runs from base 102 to 1040 and encodes 312 amino acids. The record is from RefSeq and is marked validated. The transcript is spliced from 3 exons. Lineage: Eukaryota; Metazoa; Chordata; Mammalia; Rodentia; Muridae.
UUCAACAGUAGCUAACCAAACUGAAUAUUUGGCAAAAGUAAGCUUAAGCAACAACUGACUGUUCCAAAGGAGAAUCUCCUACCCAGGAGCAACAUUAAGAAAUGAAAAAUGAAAUGUUCAUCUUGGGCCUGUUGGCUCUUACUUCAUAUUUCAUGCCUGGUGAAAGUCAUCACAAGUCAAGAAGUUCACAAUUCCCUGUCAGAAAAUAUCUAGAAGACCCAAGAUAUCCAAGAUAUCCAAGACCACAUUAUUCCUAUGGUUUCAUUCCAAGCUCUCCAAAGUUUCCAAAAGACAAUCAAUGGUAUAAGAUGUGCCCUCCAGGAACUACCUUAAUGCUGAUCAGUCGCCGUUCUCCUAAAUUUCUAUGCAUUCCUAAAAGACAGAUUAUCUCUGAUAAAACGAAACCAAAUGCAACCACACCAGCACCUACCACCAAACCUACCACAAAUGCAACUACACCAGCACCAACCAACAGAACUACCACAAAUGCAAUCACACCAGCACCGACCCCCAAACCUACCACAAAUGCAACCACACCAGCACCAACCAACAGAACUACCACAAAUGCAACCACACCAGCACCGACCCUCAAACCUACCACAAAUGCAACCAUACCAGCACCAAACAACAGAACUACCACAAAUGCAACCACACCAGCACCGACCACAAAACCUACCACAAAUACAACCACACCAGCACCGACCACCAAAUCUACCACAAAUGUAACCACACCAGCAACAACCACAAAUGUAACCACACCAGCAACAACCACAAAUGCAACCACACCAGCAACAACCACAAAUGCAACCACACCAGCAACAACCACAAAUGCAACCACACCAGCAACAACCACCAAAUCUACAACAAAAGAACCUACUACUUCACCUAAGCCUAGCACCUCUACAGCCAUACCUACAACAACUAAGUCUGCAAAUAGUACUUCCUCUACUACAACUAGUACUACCAUCCAAACUACAGCUCCAACAUUUGCGGAAGUGUUUUGGAAGUUCUUUCAGCAGAUCUUUAGGUUAAAGAAAUGAUAGGAUAGUCUCCAAACUUUUCUGAUCUCUUAGGAUAAAAAAGCCUCAAUGAUGAUUUUGAAGAAAUCAACCUGAUAUAUAAUUGGAAAAAUCAAACAAAUAAAAAUAAUUUGAGCAAGGAAAUGA